Molecule: messenger RNA, 287 nt
Organism: Staurois parvus
Lineage: Eukaryota; Metazoa; Chordata; Amphibia; Anura; Ranidae
Source: the annotation of a GenBank genome assembly
UUCCCAUCCGGCCACUGUAUAUAAACAGCCAGGCAGUGGCAGUGCAGGGGCAGGUAGCCGUUCAUAAAUGGCACCCGCCAUUUUGGAUUGUGUGCGCUCCCUGGGAGUGCGCGGCACCGUGCUGUAUGGGACCUCUGUGGGAGGUCCCAAUCAUGUGAUCACUGAUUGGCCAAUUAGUGAUCACUACAUGUGAAAUCUGUGAAUGAUCACAGAGGUCACAUGGUACAAGGCUAUUCACAACAGCCUUGUACCAUGGGACAAGCUGUGACCAAUCACAGCUCACACAG